Messenger RNA from Fundulus heteroclitus (mummichog), 1709 nucleotides. It is a transcript of the gene pofut1, whose product is annotated as protein O-fucosyltransferase 1. Gene Ontology annotation, biological process: regulation of Notch signaling pathway; protein O-linked glycosylation via fucose; Notch signaling pathway. The transcript is spliced from 7 exons. The coding region runs from base 51 to 1229 and encodes 392 amino acids. Gene Ontology annotation, cellular component: endoplasmic reticulum. The record is from RefSeq and is a predicted model, not a curated record. Gene Ontology annotation, molecular function: peptide-O-fucosyltransferase activity. NCBI's taxonomy places the organism in Eukaryota, Metazoa, Chordata, Actinopteri, Cyprinodontiformes, Fundulidae.
CAGAAGAAGAAGAAGCUGCAGCACAAGCAGCGGAAGCGCAAUGAAGCACGAUGGCGCUCAGCAAGCGAGCCGCCGUUGUUGUCAGAGUCAAACUUGUCCUUCUUCUCCGUGUGUGUCUGCUCUCUGGGGAAGAACUGACGUGGGAUGACAGCGGCUACGUGCUGUACUGCCCCUGCAUGGGUCGCUUUGGGAACCAGGCAGACCACUUCCUGGGAUCUCUAGCCUUCGCUAAGAUGCUGAACCGAACCCUCGCGGUUCCUCCCUGGAUAGUGUACCGCCACCACACCCCCCCUUACACCAACGUCCAUGUUCCGUACAGAGAGUUCUUCCAGUUGGAGGUGCUGUCUGCAUACCACCGUGUGGUCAGUUUGGAGGACUUCAUGGAGGUGCUGGCUCCCAAAUACUGGCCCCCGGGACAGAGGAGGGCCUACUGCUUUGAGAGCGCUGCACAGCGCAGCGCAGACAAGAAGUCCUGCCCUAUGAAGGACGGAAAUCCUUUCGGUCCGUUCUGGGACUACGCCGGCGUGGAGUUUAACGAGUCGGUUCUGUUUGGAGGGAUUUCCUUCAGUGCUUAUCAUAAACCUCAGUGGAUGAAGAAAUUCCCGCCGUCUGAGCACCCGGUCCUGGCGCUGCCCGGAGCUCCGGCCCAGUUCCCGGUGAUGGAGGAGCACGUGGGCUUGCAGCGUUACGUGGUGUGGUCAGAGAAGACGGUGAAGGAGGGAGAGGAGCACAUCGCCGCCCUGCUGGCCAGACCAUAUGUUGGCAUUCACCUGAGGAUCGGCAUCGACUGGCAAAACGCCUGCAGACUGCUGGAGAGCGGCGACACCGGCCCUCACUUCAUGGCCUCCCCUCAGUGUGUGGGCUACAACCGCCAGGCGGCCCUCCCCCUCACCAUGACCAUGUGCCUGCCUGACCUGGCAGAGAUCCGCAGGGCCGUCAAACUGUGGGUGAAGAGGACCGCCGCUCGCUCCGUCUACAUCGCCACCGACUCAGAGUCCCACAGCAAAGACAUCGAGAAGCUCUUCAAGGGCAAGGUAAAGGUGGUGAGCCUCCAGCCGGACUCAGCCCAGACGGACCUGUACAUCUUAGGACAAGCCGACCACUUCAUUGGGAACUGCGUCUCCUCCUUCUCCGCCUUUGUGAAACGAGACAGAGACGUCCACGCCCUGCCGUCCUCUUUCUUUGGCAUGGACACGCUCGGGAAAGUGAAUCCCAAAGAAGAACUGUGAGCUGCGGACCAUAACAGCGGAGUACGAUAGUUAGCUGGACCGUCAGGUUCUUUUACGUGAAGCAGGCCGGAGUAAGGAAGGUCCCUGGGCUGUAACAUGAGAGAGAUGAGGAGGAAUGGUUGUCAAUUGGAGCCAAUUUACUGGAAAUAGUUUUUCAUUUUACACAUUCCUGGAUUUUAGAGCCUCUGCUGAACUUUCACCAUCUAGCUUUUGGCGCAAGCUUAUUAGGGAUUACAUCAAUGUUGUUUGGACAUUAGCAGGAUGUUAGUCCACCUCACCGUCCGUUAUCUAGCCUUUAGGGAAAGCAAUAAAAACACUAAUAAUAACUAAACCCAAAUUACAAACCCUCUGAAGAGAGUCUUGUUGUGAAGAAAUCUUUCACUGAUUUGAUUUUAUUGAAUUCAAACCAUGAUGGAAAUGUUGACAAAGAAAUUAUUUUUUUUCUCUUUCACCAAUAAAUCAGUAUUUUUGUAAGGAUAA